Pimephales promelas (fathead minnow) is the source of this 3201-nucleotide messenger RNA. RefSeq names its product parathyroid hormone 1 receptor (gene pth1r). Gene Ontology annotation, molecular function: parathyroid hormone receptor activity; peptide hormone binding; G protein-coupled peptide receptor activity. Lineage: Eukaryota; Metazoa; Chordata; Actinopteri; Cypriniformes; Leuciscidae. Gene Ontology annotation, biological process: adenylate cyclase-activating G protein-coupled receptor signaling pathway; intracellular calcium ion homeostasis; cell surface receptor signaling pathway. The record is from RefSeq and is a predicted model, not a curated record. Gene Ontology annotation, cellular component: plasma membrane.
GUAAAAGCCCGCGAGUAUUUCACGUAUUGUGUAUUUCGGUUAGUUUCAGCACAUCGAUCCAUCAUAAGUGUCUUUGUGCCGGUAUUUGUGCUGUUUUUCGGUGUCCUGUGGAGGAAAAGCCGAUGUUUGAGCCUGAGGGACACCGCUUUAUUAUGUCGCUUUUUUUACAGCAGGGCUGAAGGGAAAUUUAAAAGACCUAAAAAUAAAGUGUCGGUUUCUACUCCACAAAGAAUCAUUUGAACUUCCUACCGCAGAAGGAGAAGGACAUAAAUAGUUCUGACAUGUGGAUGUAAUUUCAGGAAAAAAGGCAGACAGAUGCAGAGAAAUAAAACGCGAGCGGGAGAGAGAGAGAGUGGGAAGAGAUCUGUGACAAGGAAAAGCCGUGAGAAAAUAUUCAUAAUUUCACAAGCGAACGAUGUAAUGGGAGGGCAGCAGAUGGACGAGAAAUGACUGGCUCUUUAUCGGCGCUUAAACAGAUGCAAACCUCAGAGAAAUCCCGUGUAAUCUGACAGCAGUUUGAGUGAACCGAGGCGGGAUGGGAGCCACGCUGGUCGUGCACACUUUAGGGCUCCUCUUCUGCGGCACCUUGCUGAGCUUCGUCUAUGGGCUGGUUGAUGCUGAUGAUGUCGUCACAAAAGAGGAACAACUCUAUGUUCUGUUCAACGCAAAGAGGAAAUGCGAGCUGGUGAUCAAGUCCACACAUAAAACUGAGGGUUUCUGCUCGCCGGAGUGGGAUGGCAUCGUGUGCUGGCCCGAGGGACUUCCUGGGAGGAUGGUGUCCACCGCCUGCCCAGACUACAUAUAUGACUUCAACCACAAAGGACAUGCCUACCGGCGCUGUGACUUCAACGGGACCUGGGAACUGGCCUCGAACAACAACAAGACCUGGGCCAACUACAGCGAGUGCGCCAAGUUCCUCACCCAUUACAACCAGAACCAAGAGAGGGAGGUCUUCGACAGGCUUUACCUGAUCUACACGGUGGGCUACUCCAUCUCUCUGGGCUCGCUGAUGGUGGCGACCGUCAUCCUCGGAUACUUCCGGCGGCUGCACUGCACCAGAAACUACAUCCACAUGCACUUGUUCGUGUCAUUCAUGUUGAGGGCCAUUAGUAUAUUUGUGAAAGAUGUGGUGUUGUACUCUGGUGCUGCGCUGCAAGAAAUGGAGCGAAUCACAGUGGAGGAUCUCAAAUCCAUCACAGAAGCCCCUCCCGCCAAUAAAACACAUUUUAUCGGCUGUAAGGUGGCUGUGACUCUCUUCUUGUACUUCUUGGCGACUAAUUAUUACUGGAUUCUGGUGGAAGGCCUGUACCUGCACAGCCUUAUCUUCAUGACCUUCUUCUCAGACAGGAAGUACCUCUGGGGCUUUACUCUGAUUGGAUGGGGUGUUCCUGCGAUGUUCGUCACCAUCUGGGCCAGCGUGAGAGCCACUCUUGCUGACACCGAGUGCUGGGAUUUAAGCGCAGGAAACCUCAAAUGGAUCGUGCAGAUCCCUAUUCUGACAGCAAUUGUUGUAAAUUUUUUGUUGUUCCUGAAUAUAAUCAGAGUCUUGGCAACCAAACUUCGAGAAACAAAUGCAGGGAGAUGCGACACCAGACAACAGUACAGAAAGCUGUUGAAGUCCACCCUGGUGCUCAUGCCGUUGUUCGGCGUUCACUACAUCGUCUUCAUGGCAAUGCCCUACACAGAGGUGUCCGGGGUCCCGUGGCAAAUACAGAUGCACUAUGAAAUGCUCAUUAACUCAUUCCAGGGAUUCUUUGUUGCAAUUAUAUAUUGCUUCUGCAAUGGAGAGGUCCAGGCAGAGAUCAAGAAAUCGUGGAGUCGGAGGACACUGGCUCUGGACUUCAAGAGGAAAGCCCGGAGCGGCAGCAACACGUACAGCUACGGGCCCAUGGUGUCCCACACCAGCGUCACCAACGUGACGGCCCGCGGGCCCCUGGCCCUGCACCUCACCACCCGCCUGGGGCCCGGGGCCAUCAACGGACACCGCAACCUCCCGGGGUACGUCAAGAACGGCUCCGUCUCAGAGAACUCCAUCCCGUCCUCGGGCCACGAGAACCUCCAGGCGGAGAAAACCAUCCCGGUGGUGGAGGAGGAAAGAGAAACGGUCAUGUGACUUCAGAAAGAGGACUAGUGUUGUGCAGAAAAGGGCUAGCAGGUCCUUUGUUUCCUCAGGAUUCCCUCACAGUGGGAGCAUCUCAGAUGUGUCGGAGACUCAACGGACCAACCGGAGACCAUCAGUGUCCAGGAAACGAGCCGGACUGGAACCUUUCACUGGCAGUAUUUGGAGGAUCAGGACAGAUUUCGGUUAUGGUGAGGUCCGAUGAGUCUGCUUCUGAUGAAAGGUCUGGCUCUCUGGAAGGUGAAUUGUAAAUAAGAUAUUUGGACUUAUUUGAUCAGCACUAAUGUCAUUUUAUUUACACUAGUUCUGAAUGAUGCCAGAUCUGUGAUCUUUGUAUUAUAAUAGCUGUUUUUUGUUCGGAGAAUGUGAUAUUUAUAUUUCUCUAAGCCUUGAGAGUUUUAACAGUACACUGCAAAAACAAAUAUGUUCUUCCUCAGUGUUUCUGUGUUGUUUUCCAGCACAAAUAUCACAACAUUCCCAAAUCAAGAUAGAUUUACUGGAGAAACACGAUAUUAGGUCUCAAAUUUAUCAAAUAUCUGCCAAUGGGUUCAUAAAAAUACUAAUUGUUUUGAGUAAAAACUCACAAAAACAAGACUUCAUAUCUGCUGCUCUAAUAAAUGUCUUGAUUCAAGAAUUUUGUACUGGAAACAAUCCAAAAAUACUGAGGAAGAACGUCAUUUUUGUUUUUUUUUGUUUUUUUGCAGUGUAGAUUCGCCAAGUCUUGCCAGACCGUCUUUUUCUCUCAGUGAGUCUGAGUCUGAAGGUAUCUGUGUAUCACAAAGUACAUUUGUGAAACGUCAAAGCAUUUUGUUAUUAGGACAGACGCAUAAGCAUAAAAGAGAGAUUCGAUGUCAUUUUUGUCUACCUUCACCAUUGAAAUCUACUAUAGCAAAUUUAUUCCAACAAUUCAUACUGCUGCCAUUAAUAAUACUUAUAAAAGCUGGAUUUGGUGUUCCUAAGGUGUUUGAUAGGGUGUUGAUUAACAGCCCAAUACAAAACCUUUUACAAAAGCUUUUCAACUGCAGUUUCGUCCAUACACUCUCAGAAAAAAAGGUACAAAAGCUGUCACUGGGGCUGUAUCU